Molecule: messenger RNA, 604 nt
Organism: Drosophila elegans
Lineage: Eukaryota; Metazoa; Arthropoda; Insecta; Diptera; Drosophilidae
Product: larval/pupal cuticle protein H1C-like
Exons: 2
Coding region: 92-487 (131 amino acids)
Source: RefSeq, a predicted model, not a curated record
AUAUAAGGCAGCACUUUGGGUUGUCUAAUUAUCAGUCAACUUUGUUCGCUUCAGCAGCUCAACACAGACCAAGAAACAAAAAUCCUUAAACAUGUUCAAAUUGGUGGUGUUGUCUGCUCUCCUUGCCGUAGCUGUCGCUCGUCCCGGUCAUCUUUAUGAGUCUCCCCUGGUCUAUGCCGCUCCAGCUGCGACGACCAUCGUCCAGGAGCCCGUUCUGGCCAAAGUGGGUGCAGUGGUGAACAGCGUUCCCACUUCCGUCUCCCACCAGAGCCAGUCGGUGGUGCACAGCCACUCGCAUGUGGUGGAGGACAUCGUGGCCCCGGUGGUGAAGUCCACUCCGGUGGUCAGCUAUGCCGCUGCUGCUCCAGUUGUCCACACUAGCUAUGCCGCUGCUCCUGUUGUCCAUGCUACCUAUGCCGCUGCUGCCCCGGUGGUGCACACAUCCUAUGCCGCCGCAUCUCCCGUCAUCUACAACUCCAGCUGGUAAUCGGCGGAAAUGGACUUUUGGGCGCUCAUUCAAGCGAUCUGGAUGGUUAGAAAAAAAGCGAUUCCUAUUGUAUAUAAACGAGUUUAAUUGCGAGUAAAAUGUGAUUGUUAUUGAAAA